GUUCAUUUCUCGGUUUUCGAGAAACAGCUUGAAACGCUGCCGAAGCCUCGUCUGUGGUCAACCAGGGCAGUUGCCGUUUCUCUCCAAUUGUAGUUAUUCUAUUCCUUCUACUGAUAGGUAGGUUUGGGGUUACGGAGAAACUAAUCGUUUGGAUUCGCAUGCCAUCCAUGGCGUCGGGUAUCAAGUUCAUAAUGAGAGGAGCUCCAUUAUUGAGCCAUUGCAGGUCACUCUAUGUAGUGUAACAUGUGGCUGCUAUGUGGUGUGUUGGUAUUGUUGAUGCACUAUGCAAGUUACAAAGCACCCUUAACUGAACAUGUGUAAACACCACAUGAACAGGUGGAUCCAUUUUCCCUUGUUGCAGAAGAACUGUCGAUUCUUGCAAAUAGGUUGCGGGCGAUGGUCAUUGCAGAGACUUGAUUUCUUGCAGGUUCCUAAGCUUGCUUCGGCUACCGAGUACUUCUUUAAAAUGGGGGUGGAAGGAAAGAGAUUCCGUCCCACGGUUCUAUUAUUGAUGGCAACAGCAUUGAAUAUGCCCAUACCAAAACCAGCUUCAGAUGGUGUUAUUGACACAUUAUCAGAUGAGCUUCGUAAACGACAGCAGUGUAUUGCGGAGAUCACUGAGAUGAUACAUGCAGCUAGCCUUCUCCAUGAUGAUGUCUUGGAUGAUGCAGAGACAAGGCGUGGUAUUGGUUCAUUGAAUGUUGUGAUGGGAAAUAAGAUAGCAGUAUUAGCUGGUGAUUUCCUACUUUCCAGAGCUUGUGUUGCACUUGCUUCACUGAAAAACACUGAGGUAGUGUCAUUACUAGCAACAGUUGUUGAACAUCUUGUUACAGGGGAAACCAUGCAAAUGUCUACUACCCGUGAGCAACGUUGUAGCAUAGAAUAUUAUUUACAAAAGACAUACUACAAGACAGCAUCAUUGAUUUCGAACAGCUGCAAGGCGAUUGCUCUUCUUGCUGGGCAAACUGCGGAAGUCUCAUUGUUGGCUUACGACUAUGGCCGAAAUCUGGGAUUGGCAUAUCAAUUGGUGGACGAUGUUCUUGAUUUCACAGGCACAUCAGCUUCACUUGGAAAAGGUUCCCUAUCUGAUAUUCGCCAUGGAAUUGUAACUGCUCCAAUAUUAUUUGCGAUUGAAGAGUUCCCUCAAUUGCGGGUGGUCGUUGAUCGGGGUUUUGAAGACCCUGCAGAUGUUGACCUUGCACUUGACUACCUUGGGAAGAGUCAUGGAAUACAGAGAACGAGAGAACUAGCAAGUGAGCAUGCUAACCGUGCUGCGGCAGCCAUUGAUUCGCUUCCUGAGAGUGAUGAUGAGGAUGUAAAAAGAUCCAGGCAGGCGCUUGUUGAUCUGACACAAAUGGUCCUAACUAGAACAAAGUGAAGACACCAUUCUUCCUUGGCAACUUUAAGUAUAUAAGAAUCUCAAGUCAUUUUUUCGCCAUUAAUUUUGUGUGAGGGCCA
Telopea speciosissima is the source of this 1458-nucleotide messenger RNA. RefSeq names its product solanesyl-diphosphate synthase 1, mitochondrial-like. Bases 314 to 1378 code for a protein of 354 amino acids. Gene Ontology annotation, biological process: ubiquinone biosynthetic process; isoprenoid biosynthetic process. Gene Ontology annotation, cellular component: transferase complex. The record is from RefSeq and is a predicted model, not a curated record. Lineage: Eukaryota; Viridiplantae; Streptophyta; Magnoliopsida; Proteales; Proteaceae. Gene Ontology annotation, molecular function: prenyltransferase activity. The transcript has 13 exons.